This is a messenger RNA of Penicillium daleae, 1056 nucleotides long. RefSeq lists its product as uncharacterized. NCBI's taxonomy places the organism in Eukaryota, Fungi, Ascomycota, Eurotiomycetes, Eurotiales, Aspergillaceae. The transcript has 4 exons. The coding region runs from base 1 to 1056 and encodes 351 amino acids. The record is from RefSeq and is a predicted model, not a curated record.
AUGUCGUCUAGCGGGAUCAUUGGCACCGAUCAAGACAUUGGCGCGUCUGACGAGAAGACAGCGAGUAGUGAAAGGAUAGCCGGAGGGGCGACAACCAGUCUUACCGGUGAGCUGCGCCUCAUGGUGCACAAGAACGCUUCCCUUGCGAGAACGGCAAUUGAGCUCCUCGAUCUCUAUUUGUGUUUGUGGGAGUGCUACGUCACCAGGUCUGCUGCGAUGAUACGUUUGGAAGAAGAGCGUCGGCUUCUGCAGAGCUCGAAUGACUGGCUGGCGCGCGAGAACGGGCGACUUCACGAAGCCUGCACUAAUCAAGCCCUGUUGCUCUGGGAUCGACGUCAGACCCUCGACUCAAUCCAACAGGGAGUUUUCGAGAUCCUGCAGAGUAGUGAUAGGUUCUCAAAUCAAAUGAUGCUUGUGCUCACACCAUCGUUUGCAGUCUCACCUCUAGAUCUAGACCUAGAUCUGGAUCUGGAGCAGCUAUGGGAAGAUCUUUCGGAUGUACCGUCGUCCCCUGCAUUUUUUGCCUCCGAUUAUGACCAUCUAUUCCCGAUGGAACCCCUUGAUGCACCUCUCUACGGGGCUCAGAAACUCUUCACUCCAUCGCCUAUCGAAUACAUUUUUUAUCCGACCCGCACGGCUGUGGGUGGACUAGACCAGACCCUCUGUCCCCCCCACACCUCCGCCGACGACAUUUUCCUCUUCAUGUCUGCAUUUCUACUUUUUGAGCAGAUCCAGUGGGUAGAGUUUCGAUUCUGCAGGUUAAUAACACGGACCGGCGAAAUCGCGGAGGAAUACCCGUUCUUUCUGCCUCGUGUUGAGUCUAUCCUAGGAAAUCUGGCUCGGGUUCGGGGGCAGAUACGUGACAUCAUAUCGCGACAGGACAGCCGAGGAGCCUUGACAGGCUCGCACUUCCAGUUAUGCAUGUGGCCGCUAAGCGACACAAUGCGGGAUCCUCCGCAGGAAGUCGCGAGUCCAUGCGUCCGCCCGACCGGGUCUGUGACGGCGCUUGAUCCGGUCUUUUUUAUCCAGAAUAUAGCAGGCAAUUUUAAAAUAUGA